This is a messenger RNA of Mycena citricolor, 1593 nucleotides long. The record is from the annotation of a GenBank genome assembly. NCBI's taxonomy places the organism in Eukaryota, Fungi, Basidiomycota, Agaricomycetes, Agaricales, Mycenaceae.
AUGUCAUCGACUAGUCACUCUGAGCUCGAAUUCUACGAGACAGUGUCAGCCUCUGAUGGCUGCUUCAUCCCUCCUCCCGCAUCCGAUAGCAGACACCAUCAUCUGCUGCAUUCCAACGAACUGCCAUCGCCUUUCGACAUUCCUAUCGUCGAAUCGUACAUCUCGCAGCAUGACUUGCACUUGGAACGCAUUCAAGCCGAUCUCGAAAAGAUUCGUGCCACUCUCCGGCCUCUCGAACGCGUCCAGGACCUCUUGCUCUCCACGCGCCGCCGGCACCAGGCGAUCGUCUCGCCCUUGCGACGUCUCCCCGCGGAAGUGCUCAGCGAGAUCUUCCACCACUCGCUGCCGGACACCAACGACCUCGUCCUGCGGCGGUCAUUCAACCUGCUCGACAGCCCCUGGGUCGUGACGCACGUGAGCAGGCGGUGGCGGGCGGUGGCGAUGGAGACGCGCGCAUUGUGGUCGCGCACGAUGCUGUACUACUCGCGGCAUGUGGAGGCCAGCAAGGCGUUUCCGAUGCCGAUGUUGCGGGCGCAGGUCGAGCGCGCGCAGAACCUCAAGAUCUACUUCCAUGCCAGUGCACAAGCGUGUACGAUACACCAGGCUGCGGCCCUGGAGUUCCUCGUGAGCCACUCGAACAAGUGGGUGGAGGCGAAUCUGGAGCUGAGUGCGCAGCUGGUGCCGAUGCUGGUCAAGGUCGGUGGGCGGGUGCCACUGCUCAGGAAGCUGUGGCUGCAGUGGGAUGAGAGCGGGAACGAGGGGGCGCCGGUGGAUAUGGCCAGGUGUCUUAUGGAGGCACCCUCGUUGUCGAACGUUGGUGUGCUGAACAGAUUCAUGGGCACCCCAGGCUUUCUGCCAUUGCACCAGCUCACGCACUACCAACUCGAUGCUCCGCUUGAAGUCCACCACGCGAUACUGAGCUAUGCCAGCCGGCUCAUUGAGGCGCACAUCGUUGUCGUGCAUGUAGAGGACGACGAAUCCCUGAUUCCGUCGACGCCGAUUGUUGUGCACACCCUGGAGCGAAUGUGCAUCACGAAUCCGACGCUACUCUCCUUCGUCAACCUUCCAGCCCUCAAAGAACUGACGGUGUCCUUCGAGCUUGAACCUGAAAGCGGGUUUUUGUCGCGGGCUGUGUCUGAUCUAGUUGUGCGCUCGUCGUGCUUCAUACGAAGACUUUGCUUUGAUGGUCACGUCAAUGAGACUCGGACGAUUGAAGUCCUGGCGUGCUUACCUUCCGUUACUGAACUCGGAUUCAUCAUCGACGACGAUGGCGCUCUCGCGCUGAACAAGUUUCUCCACGCGCUUGCAGCGAACGAGCCGGAAAUUGCACCCCAGCUGCGGCACGUCUUCAUCGGCUGUGACAAAGAGAGUUUCUUUGACUACAAGCUGUUCUUCCAACUUAUCCGCGCGCGGUGGCGGAAUGGUCUGGGGAUGCUCGAAAGUGCUCUCGUGGCGGUCCAUCACGGGCCGCCGCCAGCUCUGGCUGAUGUGGAGGAGCUGAAACGGGGAGGGUUCGGCCUUGCCGUAGUGCAGCAAGAGGAAGCAGGCCAGUUGAUGGAUCGGUGGAUCUACCACCAGUGGUUGUGGAUUUAG